Molecule: messenger RNA, 962 nt
Organism: Fusarium odoratissimum NRRL 54006
Lineage: Eukaryota; Fungi; Ascomycota; Sordariomycetes; Hypocreales; Nectriaceae
Exons: 3
Coding region: 66-917 (283 amino acids)
Source: RefSeq, a predicted model, not a curated record
CUUGGACUUGAUGAGAUAUUCCUAGUAGUCAUACCUGCAUAAGAAAUCUGGCUGAAUUUGUGACGAUGAAAUUCAUUCAGGUGGUGCACAAUGCAGGCCCCGAGGCUCUCCGAGAGUCAAAACGCGAAGCUCGUUCGUACUCUGCCCAGGUGGCACACGCCAGAGCACGGAAGCUUCGCGGACCUGGAAAGGCAACAAAGAUUCAUGAGGGAAAUGGUCUCAAAACAGAAAAGAAGCAUACUAUGAAAGUCUUGAGCCCAAAGGGCCAGCCUCUAAACCAGACCUUGCUUCCAUACAACCAAGCAACUCUAUCUACAGCGGAGCUUCACAUCCAUCAGCCGAUACUAUCACCAUACAUCAACUUCCUUUCAACUCUCACCAAUGGCGAAUGCUUCAUGUUCGACCAUUACAUCAAAAUUGUGAUGCCUUAUCUUAGCGCUCACUGCCCGAUAGCGAGGUCUUUAGGUCAGUACCACGAAUAUUUAAGAAGAAAUUGGAUCGUCAUAUCUUCGCACGAUGCGGAAUUCAUCAGAGGGUUUCUCCUGGCUGCCUCCCGCCAUUUGUCCAUGGUGGAGUCGAAUGUCGAGUUCGAAGAAAUAGCUAUAAGGUAUAAACUGGAGCACCUCGCAAAGCUCCGGAAGGACGUUUCGAUGCAGCCGAUGUCAAUAAACCCUCGAUCGGUCUCGAGUGCUUUAGUCCUAUCAUUUGAUGAAAUGCUUCUCGGGAACAUUCCAAUGGCAUUGCGACAUAUCCAUGGGGCAGCGAGUAUAGUCCAGGCAGCUGGCGGACCCCAGUCACUGGGCCUGAGCCAGUUUAUAUCAUAUACGUUGUUCACUUGUGUCCAGGAAGACCGAAUUGGAGAUUGGGCCUGGGUUUUGAAGUAUGAUAAAGACUUAAUGAAGCCUAAAAAACGUUGAAAGGGAGGACACUGGACCAAAUCAGAAUCUGUUCACACGCUAUUG